Pteronotus mesoamericanus is the source of this 3048-nucleotide messenger RNA. RefSeq names its product sal-like protein 4. Gene Ontology annotation, biological process: regulation of transcription by RNA polymerase II. Gene Ontology annotation, molecular function: DNA-binding transcription factor activity, RNA polymerase II-specific; RNA polymerase II cis-regulatory region sequence-specific DNA binding. The transcript has a single exon. The record is from RefSeq and is a predicted model, not a curated record. Lineage: Eukaryota; Metazoa; Chordata; Mammalia; Chiroptera; Mormoopidae. Gene Ontology annotation, cellular component: nucleus. Bases 1 to 3048 code for a protein of 1015 amino acids.
AUGCCGAGGCGCAAGCAGGUGAAACCACAACACAUCAAGAUGGAGGACCAGGGCAAGCAACGACCACAGCAGCCGGCCCUGAAGUUGGGAGAUGUGGCCCCAGCAGUGCCUGCGGCAAGGGGGCUGGGUGCUCCAAUGAACCUAGGUACUGGUGAUGAGAUGAGUGGGGACCAAGUAAUGGUAAAGAGGCCUCAUUGGGAGGAGACUCACAUCUGUGAGAAAUGCUGUGGAGAGUUCUUUGGCUUCUCUCAGUUCUUAGAACAUCAGAAAUACUGCAUUAAACAUCCACCUGUCCUCAUUAUGAGUGACAGUGAGGGGCUGGUGCCUUUGGAAGACUUUUCUGGGGCCAUGCUGAGCCACCAGGCACAUGGUCCAAUUAGUAAGGGCAGUCACAGGGAGGGGAGCAGUAGCUCAGGGAACAGGAAGAAGCAGCCAGGGAUGGAGUCUGUUCUAUACUCAAAUAAGGAGACUGCUCUGCCCUCCCCACCCCAAGACUUAAGCUAUUUACCCAGAGGCAAAGUGACCAGCACUAACGUCACCCUUCAAGCACUACAGGGCACCACAGUGGCUGUGAAUCAGCGACGCGCGGAUGCGCUGCCCUCCCCCCAGCCCUGUGCUAGCAACAUCCCAUGGGUCCUGGAGCAGAUACUAUAUCUGCAGCAGCAGCAGCUACAGCAGAUCCAGCUCACUGAGCAGAUCCGCAUCCAGGUGAAUAUGUGGGCUGCCCAUGUCCUCCACUCCAGCGAGGCGGGAGCUGACCACCUUACAACCUUAGGCAGCCAUGUAUCCCAGCAGAUUUCUGCAGCAGUGGCUUUGCUCACCCAGAAAGCUGGAAGCCAAAGUCUGCCUCUGGACACCUUGAAACAAGCCAAGCUACCUCACACAAACAUACCUUCCACUACCAGCUCUAUGUCCCCGGGGCUGGUGUCCUUUGCCCUGAGGCCAGAUGAGUCAAGGGUGCUCCCGAACCACCUCCCAGGUGCUUUGCUACCUCAGGCGCCGAGCUCUGUGCUCUUCCAGAGCCCUUUCUCCACUGUGGCGUUAGAUCUGUCCAAGAAGGGGAAAGAGAAGCCACCCAACAUGCCCCCAGUGGGUGUCAUACCCAAAGACCAGGCCGCCCUCUACAGGCAUGUGUGUAAGUACUGUGGCAAGGUUUUUGGGACUGAUAGUUCCUUGCAGAUCCACCUCCGUUCUCAUACUGGAGAGAGACCCUUUAUGUGCUCUGUCUGUGGUCAUGGGUUCACAACUGAAGACAGCCUCAAGGUGCACUUUUAUCAACAUCUCCAGGUGAAGGCAAACCCCCAGCAGUUUGCCGAAUUCCACAACAAAAUGACAACAGGCAAUGAUGCUCCCUAUGCACUCUCUGUUCCUGUCCCUGUAGGUGAAUCGAGUCUCUCUUUAGAAAGCACACCUGUUCUGGUAACAGGGAACCCCAAUGUAGGUCUACCUCAGAAUCUGUCUUGGGGGACUAAUCCCAAGGACCUAAAGAGUGGCCCCCUGGCCAAUGACCUGCAGCUUGGGCCUUUUCCAGAGAGUGAGGAUGGAUCCGUGCUCUCUGCAGUGGGGCCAAACCAUAAUUCCCAGAGGGUCAGUGGUUUCCCAGGAGGAGGGACACCUGAGCCAGGGUCAGAGACCCUGAAGUUGCAACAGCUGGUAGAGAACAUUGACAAGGCCACCACUGACCCCAACACAUGUCUCAUUUGCCACCGUGCCUUUAGCUGCCAAAGCGCCCUCAGAAUGCAUUACCGCACCCACACCGAGCAGAGGCCAUUCCGAUGUAGGAUCUGUGACCGAGCCUUUUCCACCAAAGGCAACCUGAAGACACACUUGGAGGCUCACCAAACGAACACAUCCAUAAAGACGCAGUACUCAUGCCCCAUCUGCCAGAAGAAGUUUACCAAUGCGAUCAUGUUGCAGCAACACGUUCGGAUGCACAUGGGUGGUCAGAUUCCCAACACACCCCUGCCGGAGAACCCCUGUGACACUGCGGGUCCCGAGCUGAUGGUUGGUGAGAAUAGCACAAGUGCCACCUGUCAUGAUACCAAAAGAAUUGACGUAGAUGAAGUUGGCUCUCAGGAUGCCCCCAGCAGCUCCACAAAGGUCCCCAUGCCACUUUCUAGUGCCCACGUGGCAUCACCCACACUAGGGCUCAUCACGAUGACCCCCUUAGAUGCCCCAGGAAAGGCGGGCCCUGCUCCCCUGGUCCAGCAGCAGAGCAGCAGAGGAAAGGGUUUGGUGGAGAGUGGAGGCUUGAUAAAUGACUCCUUGCCCUCAGUGACGGGAGACCCGGAGUAUCAGGGCCGAAACCCAGAAGUCCUGGAGACCAUGCCCUUUCAGGCUGCCUCCCCAGUGAAGAGCCAGGCAGAAAGCCUCAAUCCCAAGUCUGAUGGUGGUGGCAAAGCAGAGAGCUCGGAGAAUAACUGCUCUGAGAUGGAAGGUUGGAGCAGUGUCCAAGCCCAGCCAACCUAUGUCAAAGUGGGUGGUGCAUUUGAAUCUACAACCGUCUCCCCAGGCAUGACGCCUUUGUUAGUGGGCCAACCAGACCAAGGCAAGCAGCAUGGCUGCACGCGGUACAGGAAGAUCCACUCAUCAGCCAGCACUCUUCAGAUUCGUGAGCAGACUCACACUGGGGAGAAGCCUUUCAUGUGUAACACAUGUGGGCAAGCUUUCACCACCAAAGGCAACUUGCAGGUCCACUAUAGGACUCAUGUUGACAAUAGUUCUGCACACUGUGGGAGGGAGCCAGCAAUUGACAACACCAUGGAUCUGUCAGGAGCAGAUGGAAAGCAGCUUCCUGAGAUGUCUCCGCAGGAAAUCAUGGCCCCUUCAAUGAACGUGGACCCUGUUAUGUGGAACCAGUAUACUACCAUGCCCAAUGAUGGCCUGGCCAUGAAGACCAACAAGAUCUCAGUGAUCCAGAGUAUAGGCAUUCCUACUCCCUCGGCUUCCCUGGGGGCCAGCUCCCUUGUCAGUAACACCCCUGUCACUAAGAUAGAUUCACAGCGUUCCCAAACACCAGUUCGCUCGCUCACUGGAGGAAAACAGUGA